This is a messenger RNA of Harpegnathos saltator (Jerdon's jumping ant), 576 nucleotides long. RefSeq lists its product as uncharacterized. Bases 138 to 506 code for a protein of 122 amino acids. NCBI's taxonomy places the organism in Eukaryota, Metazoa, Arthropoda, Insecta, Hymenoptera, Formicidae. The record is from RefSeq and is a predicted model, not a curated record. The transcript is spliced from 4 exons.
UACAGACUCAGAUGAAAUGAAUAUUCCAGUAUUAAAUGGAAAUGAGGGAACACAGAACAGACAAGAAUCAUCCGAUGUAAGUCUUAUACUCCGGAGGACAUCCGAAAAAGCAAUAGCCAUCUUCUAUAGCAGAAGCAAUGAUAUUAGAUACAGAAGUAGCUGUUAUAGCGAAUUUUGAAUUUUUGGGACAUACAGACAUGGACAUGGAAGAGGAAGAAGGAGAUGGAGACGAUGAAAUUUAUGAUGCAAAUACAGAUACCAAACCAAAUAAAGCAUCUAUCCCCCUUCUAGUGGAAGAUGUUGAUACAGAUGCAGAGGCAGAAGUAUUAAAUGAAUUAAAUCUCCUCACAGAAAUUGAAGAAUCGCCACCUGGUUCUAUCCAUAUGGAAAUGAAUUCUCCAAAGGGGUUAAUAAAUCCCUUUUUAUUCGUUUAUUACAUAGAAGAUUACAAUAAGAUCCAAGACGCCCAAAUAAUAAAGAAGGCGGUGACUCCACGCUGGAAUUAGGAGAAUUAGAAAAAUUAUAUGUUAACAAUGAUGCAGAAAUAUCGUACGAUGUAAGUUCCAAGAAUUUUCC